UAUCGCGUGUCCUUGCAAAAUGGAUGAUGGUGUCAUAAUCUGUGUUAUAGGCAUGGUUAAUUUUUAAUAUUCAUAGGAGUAUUUUUCUAUAUUUCCACGCAUUUAUUUAUCUAACAAUGGGCCGUUCGAGAUCAAGAAGUAAAUCUCCAAGACGCCAUCACAAGAGCAGUAAACAUUCAAGAAAGAAGAGCCGCUCCAAGGAUCGAUCUACAUCGCGUAGCAGAAGCUCCAAACACACCGAUAAACCGAGGGAACGAAGCUCCAAAUCAAGGAAAAGGUCACAUUCCAUUACAUCGUCUACAAGUAGUGAAGCAUCCUAUGAUGGAGGCAGGAGUCAUAGGAAAAAGUCUAAAGGACGCAGUAAAAUGGAUGAAGUGGACCGUCUGGCGGAAAUGGAGAGACAGAGACGUGUUAGAGAAGCUGAACAAAAGGUGGUGGAAGAAGAAGCUGCAAAAAGAAUAGAGCUCCUUGUCAAGAAAAGAGUUGAAGAGGAAUUAGAAAAAAGAAAAGACGAAAUUGAACAAGAAGUAGCUAAGAGAGUUGAGGAAGCAAAGCGCAAGAUGGAAAAAGAGAUGAUGGAAGAGUUGGAGAGACAGCGAGAGCAACAGCGCCGGGAGGAGCUUGCUCGACAGGAGGAAGAAGCUCGUAAAAGGAAAGAGCUGGAGGAUAUCAUGGCAGAAAAUAAUAGACGGAUUGAAGAAGCCCAACGCAAGUUGGCUGAGGAGCGGUUAGCGAUGAUUGAAGAACAGAGGAAAAUGGACGAAGAAAAACAAAAACUGAAAAAAGAACAAGAAAAGAGGAUUAAGGAGGAACAAAAGAAAAUCUUAGGUAAAAAUAACUCGCGACCUAAAUUGUCAUUCUCUCUGAAACCACUCUCAUGAGUACAAAACAUGUGGAUUGUGAACUUUGUGAACCAUGCAUUCAUAACAUUCUCCAUUAUAGAAGUAGUAUAAAUUAUAGUAUUUUAUUCAAAAUUAUCUUGUACACUUGAUUGUCUAGAACAACAUUUGUGGCCAAAUCUUGUAGUUCAUAAAAAAUCUGUUAACCUCCUAAGGCCAAACCAUACAAAUUACGUUACUGAAAUUUUAACAUACACAGUUGAUUUUGUUUUGUUUGAAAAUUAAACAAAACAAAGCAAAUGCAACUCUGUUCUAUUUGAGAAUGAUUUUUAAUGUCAUUAAGGUCUGAUUUUUCAAAUAUCAAAUAAAGAUAUAUGCCAGAUAAAUAUGAAACUCUCUUUUUCUUCUUGCAUAUGAAAGAAAGGGAGCAUGCUAUAUAUAUCUGACAGAUAACUUUAUCUGAUAUUAGAAAGAUCAGACCUAAAAAGAAUAAGUACCUAUAGCUAGGACCGUGAGCCUUAGGAGAUUAAUACAAAAAGAUUGUUUUAAUUUGCUAUGACCUGAAAUGAAGGGAUAUAAUUAGGUACAGUCAGUAUCAAAAGUAACGGAUCAAACAACGCUUCAAAAGUAUCUACCAUUCUGUAACAGCUUAACAAAAAGGGAUGGUUCUAUAUGUAGAACAAUUAAGACUGAAAAAGAUAUAGUUUUGAAUGUGAAUUUUAGAGAUUUAUCUGUAUUUGGAAAAGUUAUCCGGAAUAUCAGAUACUUUUGACGCGUUGUUUCAUCCGCUACUUUUGAUGCUGACUGUACAUGCAAAUGCAUUAAAUCUGGGUGUAAUAUUUUUUACUAUGGAACUGCAUAGAAAGUAUGAACAUGCAGUUAUACUCCGUUUUUUUGUCAGAUUAGAAAUUCUAUAACCUCAAAAAUAGUAAUAACUUUUCCCCCAAAAUUAAAUCUGAGAUACUAUGUACUGAAUUAUAGUGUCACUUACAUAUUAUUGACGCAAUAUUAGAUAUCAUUGGAACCCUAGCAUUUCGGAAGAAAAAGUUGAUUACAACUUUAGAGGUUAGAAAAAUUCAAACUUUAAAAAAAAGCUAAGAAAAGAACGCACUGCAUUAUAUCGUUUAGAGCAGACAUUAAACACAACCUUCUUAAAUAAUUUUGUUAAUAUCUAGGUAAUAGUACAUUACGAUACAAGUGCGAAAAAUAGGAAAUUCGAAACGAGUGGCGAUAAAUUAAAACACGACCGAAGGGAGUGUUUUAAAUCGACACGAGUUGCGAAUUACCUAUUCGCACAUGUAUCGUACAACGUUUUACAGUACAUAUGGCCCUUUAAAUGUUCGACACAGUAACAUAAUAUGCUACUUCUCGCACUAGUGCUAUAAAGUAGCCCCAUAUGUACUGUAAAAAUGUAAAUACAGUAAACCCGAUUAAUCCUCCUAAGACCUUGUCAAAAGCGUUUUCAGCUGAAAAGCGUAUUAGGCGUGAAAAAUCCUAAUAACACGACGUCGGGCCCUAGCAAGAGUAUUUUUCCGUUUCACCAUAUAUCAGCAUGCAUCUCUCGCAUAUUAUUGAACAAUGAAGUGGUUAGCGGUAGCAGGGAUCGGAACCGAUUUAUUGGAAAAACUUUGAAAUAAACUUUUAUUUCGGUUUAUUUUUUACUCCAAAUAUAGGACUCGGUUGUGUUUUUAGAUAACGACUUCGUAUUAUUAGAUUGCCCAAUUAGAAAUGAAAUAAUUAACAAAGAACGAAAAAAUACCGUUUACAGUACAUAUGGGGCUACUUUAUAGCACUAGUGCGAGAAGUAGCAUAUUAUGUUACUGUGUCGAACAUUUAAAGGGCCAUAUGUACUGUAAAACGUUGUACGAUACAUGUGCGAAUAGGUAAUUCGCAACUCGUGUCGAUUUAAAACACUCCCUUCGGUCGUGUUUUAAUUUAUCGCCACUCGUUUCGAAUUUCCUAUUUUUCGCACUUGUAUCGUAAUGUACUAUUUCGUUCCCAUAGAAAAAAUACCGGUUUCCGAUCCCUGAGCGGUAGGCCCUCAGUUAUAACUGUCUGGUAUUUAUUAAUAUUUCAUCAUUGUAAUUUGAUCAUAAUAUCUUUCUAAAUUGAUAAUUUAUCGGCCAGGAUGUUAUCUUUACUUUUAAAUGUUGUGUGAAUCCUAAAAAUUAACUUUUCACCACACCAGCUGGUUGCAUUUUAUCCUCAUGUGGGGCAAAGUAAUCAAAUGCAAAUUUUGAGUUGUUUUCUUAUGUUGGCUGGUAGAAUUGACUUUUAAAUGUUAAUUUUAACUGAUAAAUAUUCAAUAAGGUUCAUUUUUAAUUGAUUUUGUUUGAUAUUUUACAGUUAGUAUUUUCCUGGUGUUGGUGUGGUGAAAAAUGUUGUGUUUUACUCGAUGGCAAAAUUUGUUUAACCCUCGUGCCUUGAACCCUCUCAACGCUCAAGAUUAAAUUUUUUUAAUUUUGGAAUUUUUCGCUUGCUCGGGUAUCAAUAUUAGAACGAGAGGUUAAAAAAACUUUGCCCACUUGUGAAACAAAUAACUAUUGUUAAGUGGGUGCGGUUUAACAAGUAAUUCAAGCAAUACCUGCCAUUGAUAGUACAUGUCCGUGGACUGCCUUCUAAAUGUAAGAAAGAACUGCUCAAUAGAAUAAUAGAUGCAAUAGUAAACUAUAGAAUGCAGUAAAAUAGCCAAUGGUUUCUUCCUUCCAUUAUUAUGAUGAGGUCACAUACAAUGCGCGGCCUUGGUGGUAAAACGAAAUAAUGUUAACUGAAACUCGAUCAAAUCAAAUCAGGACGCUAAGGACGCACAGUGGCAUUGGCAUGUGUGAAAUUGUUCGUACUUAGCAGUUAGCGUCCUUGAAAAGUUAAUUUCAGAAAGAAAGUAAGUUUAUUCAUGAGAUGUCCCUAAAAAUCUUUUAAAAUUAUUAGUAUCUGAAAAAUUGCCUUUUUGUGAGUAGUCACAGUCAUAGAGAUACGCUUGAUACAUGGUUUAAGAUUGUCACAACAUGAUUGUUGUAUUUAUAUUGUGUCCAAAAUCAAUUUUAAAGGUAUAGUUUGUUAUAGACUUUGCAAUAAUACAUUACUCAAAAGUAAGUUUAUGUUAAUCAUAAGGCAAACAAUCCAGUUCAUGCCAUCUACAAAAUGCAUUGGCAGUAAUGGCACCGCAGGUUUUCAGAAUGGUCACACACUACAUAUAUAAACACACACACAUACGAGAAUAGGAUUGUUUACCUUAUCUGACGGAGCGUGUUGAGUGAUUUUUUUAAUUCCCAUGAAAAUAUAUAAAAAAUUCAAAUUGUGGUACUACAUCAUUAUUAUAGAUACUGCACUUCUUCAAUGUUCGGCGUAUAAAGUCUAGUGAACGUAGGUCGAACCGAUUAAACUAAAUUCAAUUGCUCAGUAAUGCUAAAAGUACAGUUUCACUAAUAGUACUAUCGGGCGAUUUUUAAUACGUUUCUUAUGUUGCUAGGCCUUUUGUUAUUAUAGGCGUUCAGCAAAUUGGCUUCGUGAGUAUUAUGUACAGUCUAGUCGAGUAUUAAACUUUCAAAUGUGUGUCGUGGUUUAAAUCGUUGGUUGGUUGUGCUGUAUACGUAUAGAGCAGAGGGCCUACCGCGAACCACGUUCGACGUGUUACGUCUCUGUCGCAUUUGUUAAUUCCUACGUAAGUGCGACAGAGACGUAAACACGUCGAACGUGGUCGAAAUUCGGAAAUAACGGGGAUCUUUCUCUUUUACUCUCACUAAGACGCAAUUAGAGUAACAGAAAAAUGCCCGCAAUUGACGAACUUCGAUUUUCGCGGUUAUAGCCCAGAAUAAGCGUUCGUUUACUAAUAAAAUCGGCCAUGAUCCUUAUCACAACAUGAUGACACAGACAAGAAGAAGAAAAUGCCGUCACUACCUACUUAAUAUGAGAAAAAUGCACAUGUAUUGAUACCUGACUGUACAAAAUAUGCUGAUAGUAGAUAUAUAGUUGUAGAUAUUAUUUUAGGAGUAAAAUAAACCUUGAAAUGCUGAAUGCAAGAUGAAUACGCCGUUGUAAUUUGCAAACAAAUGUCUAGAUUUAUAAAUUACUGUUAAGAAUUGUAUGUAUAUAUUCUGUUUGUAUCCGUUUAUCAAUUAUUAUCAAACAUCGGUAAGUAUCGCAAAGAUUCUGGCAAUGUGUGUGUCAAUAAAUCUACUGAAUAUAUAGAAGGAUAAGAUUGGAACCUAGUGUGUUGCAAUGGUUACAGAGGCCGGCGUUAGGCGUGAGCGACGUGGGCCACCGCCUACAGCCUCGCGCCUCAAAUAAGUGUAUACUCGGACACAACGCAAAAAUGUUCGUUAUUUCUUUCGCCACCAGAGAGCCUCGCAAAAUGUAACAUUGCCCACAUAAAAUUUUGGCCUUACCCCGCCACUAUGGUCGCAUAUUCCUGAUGUUCCACUUAAAAUACGUAGAUUAAUUGACACAACGUAUAAUUUACUGAAAAUUACACAUUACCAAUGUUUGGCAACUUUACAAUUUUAUUUUAAACUUGUUUAGUAGCAUUCUAGGGGUAUGAUUUCGAAAUUAAUUACUUUUACUGUACAUAACCUACUAGCAUUUCUACAGAGGAAUACAUAAUUAUUUAAGGUAUUGUAGUUUAUUUUUUGGACGUAAGGUUACGCCUUUGAACAAGGCACUGAUUUAUCUAUGGAAAACAAUUUAUUCUGCUUAAAUUCUCUAUAAUCUAGAAUUUUACAUCGACAGCGGAGAUCGUGAACGUUUUAGCAAAGUUUUAAGUAAUAUAACUUUUUAUCCUGAGAAUUAUUCACCCAACUAUAUUGUUAUUGUUUCAUAAAUAAAAUCUUAGACUACUACAA
Molecule: messenger RNA, 5677 nt
Organism: Cydia pomonella (codling moth)
Lineage: Eukaryota; Metazoa; Arthropoda; Insecta; Lepidoptera; Tortricidae
Gene: Arglu1
Product: UPF0430 protein CG31712-like
Exons: 5
Coding region: 117-881 (254 amino acids)
Cellular component (GO): mitochondrion; nucleoplasm
Molecular function (GO): cadherin binding
Source: RefSeq, a predicted model, not a curated record